UUUACAGGAAGAAGAAGCCUUCGAUCUAUCAAACUUGUUGGCGCAUUGAGCCCUUCUCUGCAACUACAGAACUACUGUCACUCUCGGUUUUGAAACCUAUUUCUAGGGUUUAUUGGGUGUCUGUUAUCACCAUGAAUCGAUAGCUCUUGAUCUUUUGCCCAAGAACAUGGCGAACAUUAACAACAAACACGAACCGAGCACUGCUCCUCAGCCAGACCGAUGGUAUAACCUAACCCUAGGUUCCUCUUUCAAAGAUCAUUCGUCCACCAAGUUCUGCACUCUACGAUAUGAAUUUAAGCCGGCGUCGAUCGAUAAAAGCCACCCUGGAUCUCUCCACAAGAACAAGGAAAAUAGGAUCACUGUAGAAUUUCAUAACAAUCAACCUGGAAAACCCAAAGUGACCUUCGAGGGCAGCAGCGAAGAUUACAAGGAGAAUGAUGGAGCGUUGUUCUUCGAUGGCGAGACCUUCCGGUUAGAGCGGCUGCAUCGAGCGGUGAAGCGGUUGAGGCUCCGGCAACCUGGAGAGUCUGCAGCAGUGGCUGCUGCGUCGGUAGUCACUUCGGUUGGACCAGCUGCAGAGUCUCGUUCUCCCCCUCACGGAAAGCCAGCAAAAUCGCAGCCUCUCAGUAAAAGUAUAGCUCCUCCAAUGCAGAUUGAGGUGGAACGAAUUGACAUUGGAAAUUCUGAUAGCCCAGGUGUAAAACCUACGGGUAGGAUGGCAGUUGAUCAUCCAUCUGCUCCACCAAAUCCAUCAGCUGAAUCACCAGACCUAGAGGAACACCUGGAAAUAGUUAGUGAUGAUGAGGAUGGCAGCACAACACCAAACAAAGGGAAUGCUGCUGAACGACUUGCCAAAACUAGACUAGGCAUCAAUCAGAAUGACACAGAUGAUGAGAUCGCAAAUGUGGAUGUCAGUGAUGAUGAGGCAGAUAAAGGCCCUAAUGCCGCAGAAGCCCUGAGGGCCCAGGUGAAUGCCGAAGAAAGAGAUGAACAGACUUCAAGUUCAAGCGAAAGCAGCAGGAGUGGUAGCAGUGGGAGCAGUGGGAGCAGUAGUGGAAGUGGAAGCAGUAGCAGUGACAGUGAAGCCAGCGACGAUUCAGUCAGCUCUAUCUGACAUAUCCAUGGUAGGAAGGUGGGGGGUUUACUUAAAAGACCCCAAAUAACCAUGGUUACCCUGGUUUGCAGAAAUGCCGUGCCCCAGAACGAUUGGCCCUUCAACUUCAAGUGAGUUUGCAGAUUUGGCAGGGG
Nelumbo nucifera (sacred lotus) is the source of this 1248-nucleotide messenger RNA. RefSeq lists its product as uncharacterized. The record is from RefSeq and is a predicted model, not a curated record. Lineage: Eukaryota; Viridiplantae; Streptophyta; Magnoliopsida; Proteales; Nelumbonaceae. Gene Ontology annotation, molecular function: transcription elongation factor activity. Gene Ontology annotation, biological process: transcription elongation by RNA polymerase II. Gene Ontology annotation, cellular component: super elongation complex.